Cylicocyclus nassatus is the source of this 468-nucleotide messenger RNA. The record is from the annotation of a GenBank genome assembly. NCBI's taxonomy places the organism in Eukaryota, Metazoa, Nematoda, Chromadorea, Rhabditida, Strongylidae.
UAUCUUUACAAUAAGGGCAAUAAUAAUGCGCUAAAAAUGAGAGUUCUCCAUCAUAUUUUUGACAAUGCUGUGGUUGAAAAGCUUACGACGAAGAUCAUCCUGCCAGAAAUGAUAAGAAAAGUGAGGCUUACCACACCAUACAGCAUGGAUAGAAGACCCGAUGAAGUCCGCGCUACAUACUUGGACACAACUGGCAGAACAGUUAUAGUGUUGCAGAAAGAAAACCUUGUUCCAGAGCAUAUCCAGUCUUUCACUCUGUUUUACGAAUUUGAGUUCUCGCAAAUGAUCCGCGAACCAUUGCUCGCCACGGCAUCUUUCUUUGCACUCUUUACCGUUGUAAUUAUCUAUGUGCGGUUCAAUUUCACAAUCGUUGCGGAUCCGGCACGUGAAGCACGCGAACGUAUCUUGGGAAAGGUGUCGGGUCUUUUCGAGACUUUUUACUUUAGCAAGUAUAUUUUCUUUACUUAG